Molecule: messenger RNA, 1252 nt
Organism: Solea senegalensis (Senegalese sole)
Lineage: Eukaryota; Metazoa; Chordata; Actinopteri; Pleuronectiformes; Soleidae
Product: regulator of G-protein signaling 9-binding protein
Exons: 4
Coding region: 459-1175 (238 amino acids)
Biological process (GO): G protein-coupled receptor signaling pathway
Cellular component (GO): neuron projection
Source: RefSeq, a predicted model, not a curated record
UUCUCUUCACCUGUCUUUAUACAAAUGUCUCUCUGUUAAUCCACUUGUGCUGCAUGUGUUUAGUCAUUGUUGGUUUGGUUCAUUGCUAUUUGUGUUUGGUAGAAAGCAAACACUGAUACAUAAUGUCAUGCAAUCAUGUGGAACACUGAACUUAUGGUCGGUUGUCACUGGGAUGCAGAGCUAGAGUUGAGUGACUGCUGCAGGUAACAAUCACACACCUGUAACGGAGGAGGAGAGUGAACAGUCUGCGAUCGUCGUCUGCCUCAGCUUCACAGUGCCUUGUCUCACUCACAGUGCUGUGUGAGUGAGAGGGGGAGUGGCUAGAGUAGAGCAGCGAAAGCUUCUUUUAACAAUAUCACACAGAGGUCACAAUGAGGACUCGCCCCCUGAAGGAUGUUCAGCAGAUGACAGGGUGAGUGUGAUUGUCCCUCUCAUCCUGUCAGGUGUGCGAUGACAUCAUGAGACGGUGGCGUCACUCGGUGGAUGAGCUAGCGGCGCGGCGGCGACAGCAGAGCGAGUGUGAGCGCGCUCAUCAGGCUCUGAGUCGGGUCACUUCCUGUUUCCAGCAGCUAGCGGCGUCACUGGGCAGCACAGCGGACAGCAGCUUCCUGAGAGACGAGCUGGAGGAGACAAGGACACUCGCUCACCGAAUCUGCUGUGGGUUGUCCCGACGUCUGGUGCGUCUUGUGUCCCUCAGUGACUCGUGUGUGGAGGACAGACAGGUGUCAGAGCGUCUCUGGGUUCUCUUGCUGUCGGCGCUGGAGCACUUCCUGUCUGACCUGAGGAAAGCGAGCGAUCUGAUUGGACAGUUUCCUCUGACUCAGCGCUGCGACAGAAACUCAUUGAUCAACACAGGAUGUAUGGAUGGCGUGGUGGGCGUGGCAGCGCAGGUGGCGUUGGUUCAGGUACCGUGGCUCACCUUGGAGGAGGAGCCUAGUCCUGAUCUGACGUGUCACAUAAGUGGACUGGAGGACAUGUUGACUGAGAUGCAGCGCAGGGUGCCCGUGGCGUUCUGGGCGGUGGAGGCGACUCAGGCGGCAUGGACCGAGGCUCACGGCGCCGUGGAUGAACCCGACCACAGUCUGGAGGAGCUGAUGGACGUGGAAGUCGUCCACGGCAACAAGAUGGCCACCUGCUGCCAACCUAUGUGCUGUGGACUGGGGUGUGUCGGAUAGAAGGGGGAGGAGUCAACUCAAACCUGCGAUGACAUUUGUGACUGUGAUCAAUAAAAUAAUAAAGCUUUCAAAAUCAA